Saccostrea cuccullata (small rock oyster) is the source of this 500-nucleotide messenger RNA. RefSeq names its product thyrotropin-releasing hormone receptor-like. The record is from RefSeq and is a predicted model, not a curated record. The transcript is spliced from 2 exons. Gene Ontology annotation, molecular function: thyrotropin-releasing hormone receptor activity. Bases 35 to 442 code for a protein of 135 amino acids. Gene Ontology annotation, cellular component: membrane. Gene Ontology annotation, biological process: G protein-coupled receptor signaling pathway. NCBI's taxonomy places the organism in Eukaryota, Metazoa, Mollusca, Bivalvia, Ostreida, Ostreidae.
UGUUAUUACCCCUUCAUUAUUUCAGGUUGUAAGGAUGUUGAUCGUCAUUUUCGGAGUUUUUGCGAUACUGUGGAUGCCGUACAGAGUUAUGGUGGUCUACAACUCUUUCGCCAGCACAAAAUACAAAGACCCUUGGUUUUUACUGUUUUGUCGAAUUAUGGUUUACAUCAACAGCGCCAUAAACCCUAUCCUUUAUAAUGCCAUGUCUGUCAAAUUCAGAAGAGCUUUCCAAAACAUAUUAUGUUGUGGGGUUGGGAAGUUAAAACACGGAUCGGAUGCCUAUUCAGAGUACACCAUGGACCAAAGAGCAGCCAUCAGACUAAACAACUGUCCGGGAAUGGAAAAAUCAUAUCUUCUAAUGCCACCUAAUUCUAAAAGGAAAAAUCCAUCCAUGGAAAGCAUUACAUUGACUGAGAGUGACGGUGGACGGCCGACCAACUGACAAGGUGCGUGCCAGUUCUGAACAUAGGCUAGGAUAGGACAGGUCAGCGACACUGGAA